UAGUUCUCAUAUAAUUAUAAUAUUAUAAAUUUUUUAACAUUUUUAGGAGUUCAAUAACUUGAAAGAGGAAUUCAAUGAGAAGUUCCAGACUGAAGAAAUGGAGUACAAUGGCAUGUGCUACAAUAGGAUCUCAGACAAUAAUAGUGAGGAAAUUCAAGAGUUAAAGAGAGAAAAUGAAAGUCUUCAAUUCCAACUAGAAGCUUAUAAAAAUGAAGUUGAUGUUAUAAAGAUGGACGCUCAAAAAGAAAUGGAGAAGUUCAAGGCUCAGUUCAUAGCGAGACAAGCUCUGCAGAAUGCUAUGGACAUCGCCGAUCAGCCACCGUUACCAGCUCCGAUAAUAAAGCCGCCGCCGCCGCCAUCUUUGCCGGACGAUGGUGACACUAAAGUUAAUUUAAAAGAAGGUAUAGAAGCGGGCUGCGGUGAAGCUAAGCUAAUUGGAGUUAUGUCUGCAUUUUUACAGGUACAUCCACAAGGUGCCAGUUUGGAUUACGUAGUGUCGUACGUCCGCGCGCUGUUCCCCGAAGUGUCGCAAGCCUCAGUACAUCAUGUGCUGCAGAAACAUGAAGACGUCUUCCAGCGCACCACCAGCGGUGUGGGCGCUAAUAUAGAACAUAGAUGGUCUUUCGUCGCCUUCAAAUGCAAUAAGUGAAGAAAAAAAAAGUCAACGAAAAAUAUAUAGCAGUUAGUAUGUAUAUAAAAAUGAACUUUAGGCAUACUACGUUAUUGCAGUAAAAGAGAUUAAAGUAGAGUUGGAUGUCUCAAAUAAAAAAAUCAUCGAUCAAAUUGAGAUUAUAUA
This is a messenger RNA of Papilio machaon (common yellow swallowtail), 796 nucleotides long. RefSeq names its product ecto-NOX disulfide-thiol exchanger 2-like. The transcript has 4 exons. NCBI's taxonomy places the organism in Eukaryota, Metazoa, Arthropoda, Insecta, Lepidoptera, Papilionidae. Gene Ontology annotation, biological process: ultradian rhythm. Gene Ontology annotation, molecular function: protein-disulfide reductase activity. The record is from RefSeq and is a predicted model, not a curated record. Gene Ontology annotation, cellular component: external side of plasma membrane; plasma membrane. The coding region runs from base 98 to 649 and encodes 183 amino acids.